AUGCCAAGUGGCUACCAGAAACCGGCACGGUCCGUGGUGAUCAGGGACCACUUCCCUUCUCACUGGCAGGUUGGGGGUGGGGGCGCGAACCACGUAUUACACAAGGCGUCAUAUGCCUACUCCUUUGUUGUCGUUGUUCCCUACCCCGGAGAUCAUGUCAAGGCUGUCACAUUAAAGACUGGCCAUGUUCUCAAGGGAGAUGGAUCUUAUAUUCUUAUUGGUGGUACUGGAGGUCUUGGUCGAAGCAUGGCUAAGUGGAUGUCCGCCAGAGGUGCCAGAAACAUCGUGCUUGUUUCACGAAGCGCAUCUGUCAAUGAUAACGUGCAAGAGCUGAUUGAUGAAUUGGCCGUUGAUGGUACACACAUCACCAUCAAGGCCUGCGAUAUGAGCAACCGUGCUUCUGUGGAAAAUCUAGUCAAGAACAACAUGAAAGAUCUUCCCCCAGUGCGGGGUGUCGUUCACGGUGCAACAGAUAUUCUUUUCCAGAAGAUGACUCUAGAAGACUUCCAAGCCGUCGCCGAUAGCAAGGUAGAAGGAGCCUGGAAUCUGCACGACAUGCUCUCUGACUCCACACUUGACUUCUUCAUGGCUCUCUCAUCCGUGGCCGGUACAAUCGGUAACAGGGUUCAAGCAGCUUACGCCGCAGCAAACGUCUUCCUAGAUGAAUUCAUGGAAUACCGUCGCUCGCAAGGUCUGCCUGGAACAUCAAUCGAUCUCACCGCUGUCCGAGACGUCGGCUACCUCGCCGAAGUCGACAGCAAGAGUCAACAAGAUGUUCUCAAGAACAUCGGCACAGACGCUAUGGACGAAGCCGAAGUGCUAGCCCUCUUCGCUGCCGCCAUCACGGGAGAUCUGACAAAAUCUUGUGGCGAACACUGCAUCACGGGUCUCGAGCUCGGCAGCACGCUGGACCACUUCUGGGCGCAGAACGCCAAGUUCAGCAUUCUGUACGAGGCUAGGCGAAGCACGUUAGUUGCUGGUGGUGCUGGUGGUGGACCUGCCGUGCCGCUGAACACGCAGCUUGCAAAAGCCCCAUCGAAGGAAGAGGCGCUGCAAAUCUGUUAUGAGGCGUUGGCGGCAUAG
Messenger RNA from Penicillium macrosclerotiorum, 1083 nucleotides. Its product is annotated as beta-ketoacyl reductase. NCBI's taxonomy places the organism in Eukaryota, Fungi, Ascomycota, Eurotiomycetes, Eurotiales, Aspergillaceae. Gene Ontology annotation, biological process: fatty acid biosynthetic process; secondary metabolite biosynthetic process. The record is from RefSeq and is a predicted model, not a curated record. Gene Ontology annotation, molecular function: fatty acid synthase activity. Bases 1 to 1083 code for a protein of 360 amino acids. The transcript is spliced from 4 exons.